AUGCACAACACAUUUUACCUUUUCUCAAAUGAGGAGCAUAUUGAAGUAGUUGUCUGGCAAGAAAGAUAUUUUAUGGCUCAAAGUAUUGUUUCUAAAGCUUUGUAUGACCCUCAUGUGCAUAUCAUCAAAUGUAGGCAGGCACGCAGAUGUAAUAGGAAGUACUGGAAAUCCCAAAACCUGAAUUUUACUGAUCAGCUUAAGGAGGUAACGGUAGUGCUUUCCAAUGGGUUCAAUGGAAUGGAGUUAGCAAGGUAUGUUCUUGAGCAAGCGAAUUUGGAGAAAAUGGUCAUAUUUUAUUUACCUCACCAAUCAUAUGUUAUAAAAAAGGUAAAACCAAGCAAGAUGGCUUUCACUGCGACAAUUGUCUUUCACAUAAAAACAGCUGAGAUGAAUCAUGAAGUACAGAGUAGGUUCUGUACUUCUCCAGAGAUUUUGUUGAUGUAA
This is a messenger RNA of Prunus armeniaca (apricot), 444 nucleotides long. The record is from the annotation of a GenBank genome assembly. Lineage: Eukaryota; Viridiplantae; Streptophyta; Magnoliopsida; Rosales; Rosaceae.